Molecule: messenger RNA, 1927 nt
Organism: Dioscorea cayenensis subsp. rotundata (Guinea yam)
Lineage: Eukaryota; Viridiplantae; Streptophyta; Magnoliopsida; Dioscoreales; Dioscoreaceae
Product: transcription factor RF2a-like
Biological process (GO): regulation of DNA-templated transcription
Cellular component (GO): nucleus
Molecular function (GO): DNA-binding transcription factor activity
Source: RefSeq, a predicted model, not a curated record
UCACGCGGCUUUUCUUCUUUCCAGUCUCACACUCCGAGUUUUCUCUCUCUGAUGAUGAUGGAGAAGACCCAAGACUGGACCAACGAAUCCAUGCGCCGCCUCCGGCCAUCGCCGGCGCCGGUGCCGGCGUCGGCGUCUGGAAAGCCGCCGCCUUUGUUCGACCCAUCGUCGCUCAAUGCUGUUGAUGCUGCUGCUGGAACGCAACCUCGCGGCCCGUUCCGAGGCUUCUCGCCGACCUUCAGCCCGGAUUCCGGCAAACGGCCUGGCAUUCCGCCGUUGUCGCCCUUCUCCACCGCACGUUCUCCGCCUGGAUCUCAAUUCUUCAACCCCGGCGCUUGCCAUUCGAGGUCUCUCUCGCAGCCGGCUUUCUUCUCUCUCGAUUCCUUGCCUUUUUUCACACCUCCACCAAACCCUAGCGCCGGAGAUGUGGUGAUGGAGGAGAGAGAGAGCUCAUCACACGCACCAACGAUUCCGCCGGUGCCACCAGGGGCGAUGCCUCCGCGCAAGGCUCAUCGGCGGUCGCAGAGUGACAUCCCCUUCGCGUUCCCUCUGUCAAAUGCCGCUAUUCCUCCGAUACCACAACGAUCCGCUGCGCCGAACCAGUUGGUGAAGCAGGAGUGGGAGUGGGAGCGUGAUGGCGAGAGCAGCGCUGAAGGGAUUGGAGAUCGAAAGUCGGAAGGAGAACCCGGGGAUGAUCUCUUCAAUGCGUUCAUGAAUCUUGAUACUCUGGACACUCUGAACUCAUCUGGGACUGAGGAACGGCGUGAGGAUUUGGAUAGCAGGGCUAGUGUGACGAGGACUAAUGGAGCUGAUAGUAGUGAGAAUGAAGCAGAGAGCAGCAGUGGAACUAGUUCCAGCAUUCAACCCAAGUUGAUGCCUUGCUCAUCAAUGGAGAAGAAGGAAGGAUUGAAGAGGGCUGCAGCUGGGGAUCCAGCACCCAUUAGUGUGAGUUCACGCCAUUGUAGGAGUGUCUCUAUGGAUAGUUUCAUGGGAAAGUUGAAUUUUGAGGAUGAGUCUCCAAAGUUGCCACCUUCUCCUGGAAUGAGGCCAAGGCAACACUCUCAUAGCAAUUCAAUGGAUGGGACUAUGAAUGAGUUUAGCUUGGAGUUUGGAAAUGGGGAGUUUAGUGGGGCUGAAUUGAAGAAGAUUAUGGCUAAUGAGAAAUUGCAGGAGAUUGCAAUGGCAGAUCCAAAACGUGCAAAGAGGAUAUUGGCCAACCGGCAGUCGGCUGCUCGAUCAAAGGAGCGGAAGAUGCGGUAUAUCUCAGAAUUGGAGCAUAAAGUCCAGACAUUGCAGACAGAAGCCACCACAUUGUCAGCGCAGCUGACUAUGUUACAGAGGGACUCAGCUGGGCUUAAUAGUCAGAACAAUGAGUUGAAGUUUCGCCUUCAGGCAAUGGAGCAACAGGCUCAACUAAGAGACGCACUCAAUGAAGCAUUGACUGCAGAGGUACAGCGCCUGAAAAUAGUUACGGCGGAGCUUGGUGAUCCUCAUCAUCCAAACAACUUGAAUCAGCAAAUGCAUAUUAACUCUCAGUUGUUUCAGCUACCUCAACUGCAGAAAUCACCUCACCAGCAGCAACAACAAUCCACACCAUCCCCGCUCUAUCAUCAACAGCAGAAGCAGGAAGAAGAUGAUUCUAGCUCAAAGAAUGAAUCAAUCAAAUGAGAAUAUGAGUGUUUACAAGCUGAAGUCAUUGUUCAAAAAAUUGACAGAUAGUUUGGAUUUCGGUUUUGUUUGAGUUCUAUUUGGGUAUUUUAUUAAGUAAAGCCUAAUUAUCAUAUUAAGCUUUGAAAAGAAAAAAAUAUCAGCUAAGGCAGUGUCUUUAUUCUUUUAAACUAUAUCAUUUGUUGUUGUUGUUGUUGUUGUUGGCGUUGUUGUUUUGUAACUAAUAUGUUCAAUAUGUUGUAAAAGAACCGGUUUAAGU